AUGAUUUAGACAUCAACUAAUAAUCAAAAGAAACCUAAACCUAAAUUGUAGUUAAAUGUCAACAUCACCGAUGUCUAGCCUGAGAGUACUCAUUCUUCAGAUGGAUGGAAGCAAUAAACAGAGGUGUUUUUCCAUGAACCUAUUGAUUAGUCUUUAUAAUUUUCUCAUAAUGGAAAGACAGUUGCUGAUGUGGCUCAACUUAAGUGUGGUAGAAAGUAUCAAGAAGAUAGAUUUGUUGCCAUUCCCAAUCUAAAUCAGAACAAAGAGGCCUAAUUCUUUUAUGCAAUUUAUGAUGGUCAUGCAGGUCAUUCUGUAUCCGCAAUUCUCGAAAAUAAUUUACAUAAAUAUUUAUAAGAAGAAAACAAAUUUUGUGAUGAUCUAGAGAAAGCAAUAAUAAAUGGUUUUGAGAAAAUGAAUAAAUACAUCCUUGAUUGUCAAGAUGAAAAUCAAUUGCUUGGUGGUUCUACUGCAAUUUGUGUUAUUAAUAAACACAAAGAUCUCUAUAUCGUCAAUUUGGGGGAUUCUGCAUGUGUUUUAAUCACAGAAGAAUGCGAAAUUCAGAAAUUGAAUCUUGAACAUAAAUUAAAUAGAGAAGACGAAUUCAAACGAGUCGAACAGAUGGCAACUAUUCUAGAUAGACAUUCUAUCCCAAGAAUCAAUGGAGAAUUGGCAGUAACCAGAGCAUUUGGGGAUAAGAAACACAGACAAUCAGGUUUGAUUGCCAUCCCUGAAAUUAAGAUACAUUAAGUUGAUCAAAAGGAUAAAUACUUAAUUUUGGCAUCUGAUGGCUUUUGGGAUAUUAUUAAAAAUGAUGAGUUAAAAAAAUUGAUUGAAAAUUGGAAUAGAAAGGAAAUAGAUUAAUUAGCAUAAUAUCUCUUGGACAAAGCAGCAUCCAAAAAUACUAAUUAUAAAAAAGACAAUAUGACUUUAAUAGUUGUAGAUGUCUAAUCUUAUUGGAAAUGA
Molecule: messenger RNA, 963 nt
Organism: Paramecium tetraurelia
Lineage: Eukaryota; Ciliophora; Oligohymenophorea; Peniculida; Parameciidae
Exons: 5
Biological process (GO): protein dephosphorylation
Molecular function (GO): protein serine/threonine phosphatase activity; cation binding
Source: RefSeq, a predicted model, not a curated record